Messenger RNA from Adineta ricciae, 2049 nucleotides. The record is from the annotation of a GenBank genome assembly. Lineage: Eukaryota; Metazoa; Rotifera; Eurotatoria; Adinetida; Adinetidae.
AUGAUUAAUAUUAACUUAUUCUAUUUCAUGUUUUCAGAUCGCAUUUUCUCAUACAAUGAUCCCGUCGUUGUUACCAAUGAUGAGAAAUCUUCUCGAACAUUGAAUUAUACAUACAUCCGAUUGCAAUCAAAAACCUAUGAUAAAUUCUGGUGUGCAACUGAAGAAGGUCAUCAUCAAAUAUCUUGUUCCGAUGAGCGUGCAUUGCUAACUGAUAUAACAAUUCGCAAAGUCUAUCGGCGUACACAAAUGUGUGCACCUGAUGAUCAUUCCGAGUAUCUUGUUCACUGUCAAGCAUUCGUUGAUGGAUCAUCAUGUGAAGGAAACAAAAGUUGUUCAAUAGAUGUCUCCAGUCGAGACUAUCUGCAAUGCGGAGAUAAAUCUUAUGCGCCGACGUAUUUCUUUGUUAAAUAUACUUGUAUACAAAUUCAUACAAUGUGCACAGACACAACGCCUAUACGAAACACAUUGUAUGGAUAUAUCAUCUCCCCAGCUUAUCCGCAUCCGAUGGCUGAUAAUUUGACCUGUUCAAUAACGAUUGAAGCUGAUCCUUCGAUGUAUAUUGAAUUAUCUCCGAUUCAAAUACGUUUACAAGAGGCAAUUAAGUGUCGCACAGAAUUUAUUGAAAUUCUCGGCUACGAUUCAUCAUUUGAUGAAACAAAUCAAGAUAAAAAUCUCAAUUGGAAGGCAUAUUACACAUGGUGUGGUGCUGAUCGAUCAUUAAACAAUCCAUUACCAAACUCACGAUAUUUAAUUACAUCGAAUUCUUUAUACAUUUCUCUGCGAACAAGUAUUUCGAAGAAACCACGCUACUUCAAAAUACGAUAUAAAAUUGUUCCAUCUACAACUCGUUCACAAUACAAUUUCGACGGACUUGCAAUCGAUUCAGCAUCUAAGGGACAUGAUUCAUCAGCGGUAACAAUUCAGUCAUCGACGACUAGUUUAUCGACAACUUCCAUCAUUCCAUUGUUGAAUGACACAGAUAUGAAGCUUAUAAACGCAACAACAGCAAAACGAUUUUUCAAGAAAGAAGUUGUCAUCGGAAUUAUUGCGGGCGUGAUCAUUCUUCUCAGCGCUAUCGUAGCUGGCAUUAUCGUUUUGGUUUUGAUUAAAAGACGUCGAUCAGCCGGUGCAUCCAGUGCGGGAAAGAAAAAUGUUGCUUCGACGAGCAGCAGUACGACGGCAGCUAAGCCAGUGGGAAAAUCAUCUGACAAAGCACCAUUACUUGAACAAAAAGCUGAUACAUCGAAACCAGGUGCAAAACCGAAACUAGUCCCAGAACGAACAGUACAAAUUGGGGAAGCUAAUACUACUCGGUUUAAACCGAAUGUUGCUACAGAUUCUAAGCCAGGGCCAUCAAAAUCAGAUGCUGGUCCACCCAAGCCUGCCUUAACUGCAGCCGAUAGUGGUAUCUAUGGUGCUGAUCUAUCUGAAGAUUCAAAGACUCCGUUAAAACCCGUGGUACCACCACCCACGUCAAUACCUGACCCGCCGGAACUGCCAUCAUCUUCCAUACCAGCGGCAUCGGUGGAAAUAUCGCCAGUAACCGAAUCGGUCGCACCAGCUACUACUACUACUGCAUCUGAUCCGGAGCCAGCGGCGUCGAUCGUCGCUAAGACUGAGCCAGAAGCAGAACCAUCUACGACAUUACCUGCUGAAUCAGUGCCAGAACCGGUCACAACUGUUGUCGUCAAUCCACUUAGUGAAAAUACAACGCUAUCUGCUAUUGUUGUACCCAAUCACGUGGAAUUAAAUCCACUAUUAACUCAUGAAAAGGGAUAUACUCUAGAUAAUACAAUCCAUAGCGCAUAUCCAAAUUUAAUCGACGCAACUACCAGCGAAAACGAAGGAACAACUUGUGGUAGUGCCAUACAAUCACGACGAACAUCGCAUUUAAAACAGCCCGUGCCAAUUCCAGAAAGCAAUAAUCUCGAAACAGUUGUUAUAUCCGAAUGCGCCGAUACGUCAUCACACAAUACAAUCCCAUUUAACCCAUUACACGUGAUAUUGAAAAAGGAUGCCAAUAAAUAUUAUACAACAGAAUAUAUUUAG